AUGUCAAUGCUUAUGCGACGGUCGUUACUGGCGCGUCGCUUUCGCGUCUUCACGGCGUCGUCUCUGUCUCUAAAUCAACGUGCUUCCUUCUUCUCAUUCCCGUCUCCAUCUCGGCCACUGGUCAAGUCGCACACUGAGACACGUGUCGUUCCUUUUUCGCGUACUCAAAUGUUUGACGUCGUGGCUGAUGUAAACCGAUACAGCGAGUUUCUUCCCUUUUGUGUCGAGUCUCGUGUCCUUCGAAGACCGAAUGAUAAUGUUAUGGAAGCGGCGUUACGUGUUGGCUUUAAUAUAUUUACAGAGGCUUAUACGUCCCGUGUGCUUAUGAUCCGACCCGACAAAAUUGCAACGAAAGCGAUUGACUCGCCGACGUUUAAGCGGAUUGAGAGUGAGUGGAUUUUUAAGCCAUGUAAUACCCCUGGAAGCUGUGAGAUUGAAUUCAAGGUCACAUUUGAAGUCUCGUCGUUCCUGCAUGCAAACGCUAUCCAGCUUUUUUUCGACGAUGUCGCUCUCACCCAGCUUAACGCGUUCAUUGGACGAGCUCGAAAGAUGUACAAGUCGACUCCGCAGUCAGUUCCACCAAUUUCUUUGAAGAAGGACGAAUCUGUUUUGUUGGUGGAAGGGUCCACUGCAGAAACUGCAGAAACUGAUGCGUCUAAAAGGACCGAUUCGGCUUUGUCAUCCGAAAAUGACAAAGCACUGUUACAAGCGCCGGAAGGAAGAGCAUCACGCCGCAUCAAAGGUUGCAUUUCCACGCAAAACUACAAAGAUCUGGCUGCUGUAUUCGACGACUACGCCGACAAGAACGGCAAACUUUACUACGGAGGGUUUACGGCAGCUUGCAUGGCACUCAGUGGCGAGUAUGAAGACAUGAAGGACGUCAGUGAAAGUGCCACGCUAGCGGGAGCAGUUUUUUCCAGCUUCGAGACGCAUGCUACACCGAAGGAUUGGCUCACGCUGGAUGAGUUUGUAGUUGGUGUGUAUUUGAUGACCAAGGGCACAUUCGAGCAAAAAGCACACAACCUAUUUGAGGCUGUAAAUUCUACUGGGAACGGCAAAAUUACUCGUGAGGAGCUGACACGUGCAAUGCAACACCGAAUUUGCGCUGUGAAGAAGCUUUUCCCCAAUUUGCUGCGUGACCAAGUACAGAUCCAAAUGGGAAACCAAACGUCCGAAGAGCUGUCAUCCGUCCAAGAGGCAGCUGUUGCGACUGGUGUUCAGGCUAUUGAGCAGCUGAUGGAGGCGGUUGAAAAAGAAAUACCAUUCGCCGUGAAUCAGAUCUUCCGUGAAGCCGACCUAGAUCAAGACGACUACAUCCGCGAGGAGGAAUGGAUGUUCGCGUGGCAGGCGCACCCGGAGUUUGUGGAGUUGCUGACUAUCGACGGCAUGAAAAAGAUGGCUCAGUGGGCUUCGGUCGUCCAAGAUGUCAAUAGCAAGGAUAAUCACGACGAUGAUGACAAGACGAACCCUUCUGGGCAGAGCCUUGACACAAGGCUAACGUAUGUGGAUUGA
Peronospora farinosa is the source of this 1512-nucleotide messenger RNA. NCBI's taxonomy places the organism in Eukaryota, Oomycota, Peronosporomycetes, Peronosporales, Peronosporaceae. The record is from the annotation of a GenBank genome assembly.